UAGGUGGCAGUACUGCACCUUGGCGUUGGUGUUCUCGCCAUUUAAACAAAAAGAAGAAGAAGGUGAGGGUUCUGGAGGUGAGAUGGCGGGCAGCAGGCUAGAGCGGUUUGGUACCGUGUUCAGCAGGGUUCGAGACCUGAUGCGGUCUGGUGUGAUACAGAAGGCAGACAAACCCAUCUGGUACGAUGUGUACGAGGUGUUUCCCCCGAAGAGAGAGCCACUGUAUGUGAAGCAACAGUCCAGACCUGCAGUCAACAAGCAGGACCCUGUUCCUGAGAUCUUCUACAGAGAGGAUGAAGUCAGAGCGAAGUUCUAUGAGCAGUAUGGGACGGGCCCACGGCCCCUUGACCUGUCCAAACCAAACUUUGUAUCCACCUGUCAGAGAUUUGUCACAAAGUUCUACGAGUUAAGGAACCACAGUGACCUCAGUGACUCUGCCCUGUUUGAAGAGACUGGAAAGGCUUUGUUGUCUGAGGGCGUGGUCCUGAAGAGAAGAGGAGCUGUUCCUGCAGAGUCAUCCAGGGAUGCUGUGCUUGACUUGAAGCUGACCGACAUGCUGGCAGAGCUGCAGAAUGCCGCUAGUUCUCCAUCAACACAAAACCCAGCAGAACCAGAGUCGCCAAUGCCAACACAGUCCUGAAAACUCUCUAUAAGAAACUCGACCUGAUGUCCUUGGAAGCUUGUUUGUAAAAAAUACUGUGGAUACUUAAAGUUAAUCUGUUUUUUAACUUCAAAUCUGGUUUCAUUUGGUGUUUGGUCAUGACACUGAUGUCUCCAUGAAAUGACACAAAACGCUCUGCGUCUUCCAGUCGUGUUUUUCAGCUGCUUCAUUCUUCUCUAACCUGCAUCAUUUGUCCUAAACAAGUGUUGACUUCAUCAACCAGGGGGUGCUGUUGUCAAACAUGUUUUUGUCCAAAUCCUUUUGAAGUUGAUUUUGGGAGGAAAGUGAUCACUCGUUAUAGAAUAUACAGCAGUUCAAAACUAUGUCUGCUGUCAGAUCUUGCAUUGUACUGAGCUCGGGAACUGAGAUGGAUAAAAUAAUAAAUAUUCCAUUCCCACAGAUUAAUAUCUUGUUCCCACAAAAUAUUUCGUUCCCUCCAAAUAAUCAAUUGUGCGAACGAAAUAAUUAUUCACGUGAUUAGUCAUUCAUAAACACAAAUGUUAGUGAUGUUUGGAUUUAAGGCAGAUACCUUCACAUUUCUGUGUGUGUCUCAGUGCAUUGCAUGGAGGACACGGAUGAUGUUUAGAGAUCAGAUUUAUUUAUUUUUAUAAGCACAAAAGCACCGAUAAUCAUGUCUCCAUGUCUGCAUACGCUCUCCGUCCUGCCGCAAAAGCCGCUUUCCGCCGCUACAUCCGUGUUUCUGUGACCCACAUUCGUUCAAUAGGGCAAAAAGAAAAACAAGAAUGUUCUAUUUAUUAAUGUCUCGAUGGAAAUAAGAAAAAUAUAAUUCUAUAAUAAAUAUGUACUGCAGGUGCUCA
Messenger RNA from Oryzias latipes (Japanese medaka), 1479 nucleotides. RefSeq names its product mitochondrial ribosomal protein S23 (gene mrps23). The record is from RefSeq and is a predicted model, not a curated record. NCBI's taxonomy places the organism in Eukaryota, Metazoa, Chordata, Actinopteri, Beloniformes, Adrianichthyidae. Gene Ontology annotation, cellular component: ribosome; mitochondrion. Gene Ontology annotation, biological process: translation. Gene Ontology annotation, molecular function: structural constituent of ribosome.